GGUAAAAUUUCCUCCUGUGAUCCUUUUCCCCAAGCCCAAACAAUCGGAAACAUUUUUCAUUGUUCUCUAUCUCCCAUCUUCCGUGCCAAACAUUCCUUCGCUUCGAUUCCAACGCUCAAUUCCAAAUUUGAAUUUCAAAUUCUCACACAAAGCAAGCGGGACGCAACUCUAUUGCACCACCACAUCCAAUUCCACCACCAGUAAUCAGAAAUGGCGGAGGGGAAAAAGAAGCAGCCAUUGAGCCUCAAUCAACUCCAUAAUCGAAUCCUUUUAGAUCUCUCCGCUUCUCACAAUAAGAAAAAGCCCGUUCCCCGCACUUCCUCUUCUUUACUCCCUGGGAAAAUCGAAGUGGAUGAUAGUGCUCAAUCAACUGAAAACGAAAACGUUCCUCGAUUCUCUGGGAUCAUUGAUUUCGGUUCCGAUUCUCUUUCUACUCCUGCUCUUUCUACUGUUGUAGUGAACGAUGAAGAAUCCGAGUUGAAACUCGAGGACGACUCAGUGAACGAACAGGAAGAGGUACCCAAUAUGUUCGCGGGCAUUGUUUUGUCAGAUUCCCCAUCUCCCUCAGGCAAUUCUCAUGUUGAUUCCAGUCUUCCAGAAGAUGAAAAACAAAUGAAGGUGAAGUUAAAAGGUAGGCGCCGGCUUUGCAAAAUUUCAAAGAGUGAAAACAACGAUAAUGAAGGGAAGACUUUAAUUGAAAAAGUAGAACCUGCAUUCACUGGGAUUUCGGAUUUUGAUUCGCCUCCUCAGGUGAAAACAGCAUAUGAGAGCACUGGAAAUGAAAUUAGGGAUAUUCUAAAUGAUUUGAGCUCAAAGCUUGAGCUUCUUUCUGUUGAGAAGAAAAGUGUUCCCAGGAAAGUAGAUUUAAAUGAGGAUUUUAAGGAUUCAGUGAGGACAUCGUAUAAUGUGGAUGCAAAAAAGGAAAUCCCUGAAUAUAGGAGGGCUGAUUCUUUCCUUUCACGGUCAUCCAAUUCCUCAUCGGAUUCAACUAAGGAGUCAAAGACCGGAUGUCCUAUUGUGAAUGAAUACCAAAAGAAAAAUUGUUUGGGUACUGAUUCUGAUGAUGUUGAUUUUGUUCGUAAAGUCAAUAGAGCCAAGAUUCAUGUCGAAGGGCUGAAGAAGAAUGAACUCAUGAGGGUGGGCGUGAAGUCCGUAUCUGUAAACCAAUCUCUUGCUUUCAAUUUCAAAAGAGGAGAGGACGGUGAUAGUGAUUGUGUGGUUUUGAGUGAAGGGAACAAUGCCAAACGAGCAGAUCUGAGGCAAGGGAAGUUUACUCAGGUGUCUGAUGAUAAAUCUGAGGAAAUUAAGAUUUUGGAUGAUCGUGUGGAUGACUUCAUUUUGAGUGGUUUGAAGUGUACUUACAGGUUACCUAGUAAAAUUGCAAAAAUGCUGUAUCCUCAUCAGAGCGAUGGUCUGAAAUGGCUAUGGUCCCUUCAUUGCAAGGGCAAGGGCGGCAUCUUGGGUGAUGAUAUGGGCCUUGGAAAGACAAUGCAGAUUUGUAGCUUUCUAGCUGGAUUGUUUAGUUCCACUUUGAUUAAGAGAGUGUUGAUUGUUGCUCCAAAAACACUAUUAUCUCAUUGGAUCAAUGAGUUUUCAGCUGUAGGAUUAUCUGGGAAGACAAGAGAAUAUUUUGCAACAUGUCAGAAAACUCGACAUUAUGAGCUCCAAUAUGUACUUCAGGACAAAGGUAUUCUCUUAACAACUUACGAUAUUGUGCGGAAUAAUACAAAACCCUUAUGUGGAGAUUGCAAUUACCUUGAUGAUGGAUCUGAAGAUGAGAUGACAUGGGAUUAUAUGAUUCUUGAUGAAGGCCAUCUUAUAAAGAAUCCAAGCACUCAAAGGGCUAAAAGUUUGCUCCAGAUACCUUGUGCUCGGCGCAUCAUCAUUAGUGGCACACCACUUCAGAACAAUCUUAAGGAAUUAUGGGCCUUAUUUAACUUCUGUUGUCCGGAGCUGCUAGGUGACAAGAAAUGGUUUAAAGAGAAAUAUGAGCACUAUAUCAAUCGAGGAAAUGAAAAAAAUGCCUCUGACAGGGAAAAGCGAAUAGGUUCAGCGGUUGCGAAGGAAUUAAGAGAAUGCAUUCAACCAUAUUUUUUGAGACGUAUGAAGAGUGAAGUAUUUCGUGAUGAUACAACACUUUCCAAGAAGAAUGAGAUUAUUGUAUGGUUGCGAUUAACUGGAUUGCAGCGUCAACUUUAUGAAGCUUUCUUAAAAAGUGAGAUUGUCAUCUCAGCCUGCGAUGGGUCACCUCUUGCUGCUCUCACGAUACUUAAAAAAAUUUGCGAUCAUCCACUUCUAUUAACAAAAAGAGCUGCUGAAGAGGUUUUGGAAGGGAUGGAUUCAAUGGUAGGCCAGGAAGAUCGUGGUGUGGCUGAGAAGUUGGCAAUGCAUAUAGCAGAUGUUGCUGAUAAAUUUGACUUUAUAGAGAAGCACAAUGUCUCUUGCAAAAUAUCAUUCAUCCUAUCUUUAUUGGGCGAUUUGCUUCCAAAGGGACACAAGGUGCUUAUUUUUUCACAAACACGGAAGAUGCUUAAUCUAAUUCAGGAAUCCCUAAUGUCCAGUGACUACAAGUUCUUGCGGAUAGAUGGUAACACAAAAGCCAGUGAUAGAGCUGCAAUCGUCAAGGAUUUCCAAGAGGGUUGUGGAGCUCCAAUCUUUCUCUUAACUUCCCAAGUUGGUGGAUUGGGGCUUACACUCACAAAAGCAGAUCGUGUGAUUGUGGUUGAUCCAGCAUGGAAUCCAAGCAUGGACAAUCAAAGUGUUGAUCGUGCAUACAGGAUUGGACAAAAGAAGGAUGUAAUUGUAUACAGAUUAAUGACGUGCAGCACUGUUGAAGAGAAAAUUUAUAGAAAGCAGGUAUUCAAAGGAGGGCUAUUUAAAAGUGCAACUGAACAUAAAGAGCAGAUACGGUAUUUCAGUCAGCAGGAUCUGCGAGAUCUUUUCAGCCUUCCCAGACAGGGAUUUGAUAUUUCUCUGACUCAACAGCAGUUGCAUGAAGAGCAUGAUCAGCAACACACAAUGGAAGAGUCUGUCAAAGCCCAUGUAGAGUUCCUUCAAACUCUAAAUAUUGCCGGUGUUAGCCAGCAUAGUUUACUCUUCUCCAAGACAGCACCGGUACCAGAUGUUCAGAUAGAGGAGGAAGUAAGAAGGGUAAGAGGUAGUACGUUCACUGACAACUCAUCCUCUCGCUCAUCGCAUGAAUAUAAUGUUGAUGGAGCGGAUUACGCGUUUAAGCCUAAGGAUGUGCAUAAGGUCCAGAAAAUUUUUGCUCCUGCUGCAAAUGAACCUUCAGAAACUGAAAUCACAGAAAGAAUCCAUCGCUUGUCUCAGAUGCUUACCAAUAAGGUUGCUGUUUCUAGAUUACCCGAUAAAGGAGAGAAGAUACAUAAGCAAAUAGCAGAAUUGAGACUUCAACUUGAUCAGCGACGAAUGGCAAAAGGAAGCAAGGAUGUAAUUGACUUGGAUACUAUUACAGCUGGAAUCCAAAAGGUAGUAAAUUUGUAGUUUAAGAAAUUUUUGAUCAGAUUUUGUCACAUGCAAAUUGUAAAUAGUUCUUCAGCAUUGCCAUGGAUUCCAAUCAUUCAAGUAUGAUUUACAUGGCAUCGGAUUUUCUAUAUUGCAUGUUUGGAGCCAGAUAAUUUAUCUGCUCAUUGCUCGGGAAGAACCCUUAUGGCUAUAUCCUAUUUGUUUUUUAUUUUCAAUUGCAAAAUUUACGAAAAAUAGCAUUCAUUCAAGUCAAAAUAUGAUUGUUGUCAUCUCUGUGAACUUUCACCAUUAGGCAUAACUUGGUGAUAAUUUGUAAUACACAGUAGAGAUACAAGAUUUUUCACA
Messenger RNA from Olea europaea var. sylvestris, 3831 nucleotides. RefSeq names its product protein CHROMATIN REMODELING 24. Gene Ontology annotation, molecular function: ATP binding; DNA translocase activity; ATP-dependent chromatin remodeler activity. The record is from RefSeq and is a predicted model, not a curated record. The transcript is spliced from 24 exons. Lineage: Eukaryota; Viridiplantae; Streptophyta; Magnoliopsida; Lamiales; Oleaceae. Bases 211 to 3504 code for a protein of 1097 amino acids.